GGGAAAUCUAACUGAAUCAAACCAAAGCCAUGCUGAUGCCUGCUCGUCAUAUGAUCAAUCUCCUCCCUCAGACUCCAAUAAUCACCAUGCUGCCAAGUCAAACCAGAGAGGGAAACGCCGCAGACUUCUCUUUCAAUUCCGUCUGCACCACGAGCGAAGAGUUUCAAUGAGCAUUUUGGUGGAAUUUUACACAUUUUCAAGAAACUUUUUCAGGAACGAGCGAAGUAACAUCGUUGUUUUGCUGUCUUUAACGCCGGGUGCGUUUUUUGCGCAUUUUUCUGGAGUGUUUUUUUUUUCUUCAAGCAACUUGUAAAUGGAGUCGUCCCUUGAAUUGUCAAACUCUAUGAGCAGCGUGUCCUCGCUGCUGAAUCGCUCUCGGACCUUUAAGGUGCUCGUUAUUGGAGACUCCGGAGUGGGGAAGACCUGCCUCACACACCGGCUGUGCGCCGGAGAGUUCCCCAGCAGAGUGGAGGCCACCAUCGGUGUGGACUUCCGCGAGAAAGUGCUGGAUGUCGAUGGAGAGAAAAUUAAGCUCCAACUGUGGGACACAGCAGGACAGGAGCGCUUCCGCAAGUCGAUGGUGCAACAUUACUACCGUAAUGUCCAUGCUGUCCUCUUCAUAUAUGAUGUUAUCCGCCCCGCCAGCUUCAAUGGCCUGUCUGCCUGGGUGGAGGAGUGCAGGCAGAACUCCCUGGGACAGGACAUCCCCAGGUUCCUGGUCGGUAAUAAGAGUGACCUCCGUGACCCCCGCAGGACUGAGGGCCAGGUGAGCCAGGAGCUGGCGUUGAGCUUCGCCAGAGCUCAUGGCAUGUUGUUUUUUGAGACUUCUGCCAAAAACCCUCCAAACAAAUGUGUUCGACAUGGCGAACGGGAGGUGUCCUAUCAGCAGGAUAAGCUGGAGGACAUCGUUGUUGCUCUAGGUGCCAAAUUAAAGAGGCAGAAGAAAUUUUCAGGAGUGAACGCCCCACCGCAUGCCGGGACCUUCAAUGUGAGCAGGAAAAGGGUGGAGAAGGAGCAGUGGCCAUGCUGCUGAGACACAGACACAGAGAAAAAUGAACUCUCAGAUGGCAGAAUGGGACCUUUGAAUGAAUGAUGUGUGUGUGAACUGAGAUAAGUUAAUGUUUACUUUUGACCAAAGAUAAAAACAUGCCAUACUUUUACAUAUGAAAUGAAGUUUUCCUCACCCUGAAACAAAACUUUAAUAUAUACACUCUUAAAAAUGUGAAUGUCUUUGUAGAAAUGUUGUGUAUAUGUUUGAUUUUAUUGUUUUCAUAUCUGGCAAAUAAAAGACUGUGAAAGUAUUA
Molecule: messenger RNA, 1304 nt
Organism: Cheilinus undulatus (humphead wrasse)
Lineage: Eukaryota; Metazoa; Chordata; Actinopteri; Labriformes; Labridae
Product: ras-related protein Rab-33B-like
Exons: 3
Coding region: 314-1033 (239 amino acids)
Cellular component (GO): endosome; Golgi apparatus
Molecular function (GO): GTPase activity; GTP binding
Source: RefSeq, a predicted model, not a curated record